AUGGAUUUUAAUGCAAAAAAUGUCUCAUUCACUGAUUUCAGAUUAAAUGGAUUCUACAGCCUAGGGCAAUGGAGGCCUUUUUUGUUUAUCCCUUUCUUUCUGAUGUUUCUAUUAGCUAUCACAGCAAAUUGUAUUAUCAUAUAUUUAAUCAUAUGUCAAAAGUCUCUGCAUUCUCCUAUGUAUGUAUUAAUUGGUGUUAUGGCUGUCUUAGACUUGAUCAUGCCUGUAUUUUUUGUACCUAGCAUGCUUCUUAGUUUUUUAUUCAGCUGGAGUGGGAUAUCUCUAACAGGUUGUUUGAUACAAAUGUUUGGCAUUCAUUUUGUUGGAACAUUUCAAAUUACACUGCUUUUUUGGAUGGCACUGGAUCGUUACUUUGCGAUAUGCAAACCUCUGUACUAUCAUAAGUACAUGGAAGUCCCUAACUUUCUGAAGUUUGUCUUUGCACCAGCAAUAAGAAAUGGGCUCCUGAUGAUCACCAUGGUCUCUCUGGCUGGAAGACUAUCAUUUUGUGCAACAAAUGUUAUUGAUCACUGUUUUUGUGAGCACAUGGCCCUGGUUCAGUUAGCAUGUGGAGAUAUAUCUAUUAAUAACAUUGUAGGACUUUUGUCUGCUUUUCUUAUACCAGCAGCCGAUUUUAUUCUUAUUACGGUUUCUUACGCUGUGAUUUUUACCUCUGUGUUGAAAUCUGGAAAAGCUCACAUUAAGGCCUUAAACACAUGCAUCACUCACUUAAUUAUCCUGUCCAUUAGUUUGUUUUCUGCUUUGAUUGCAUUUUUGUCAUACAGAAUAAGAAAUAACAUUUCUUCCAACAACCGUAUAUUCAUAAGUAUCAUUUACUUAUUUUUUCCAAGUUGCUUUAACCUAAUAAUCUAUGGUUGGAGAACAAAAGAAAUAAGACAAUCAUUUCUAAAGUUUAUAAACAAUGCCAAGGUCUUUGCAUUAAAAAAAUGA
Messenger RNA from Puntigrus tetrazona (Sumatra barb), 951 nucleotides. RefSeq names its product olfactory receptor 52N2-like. Lineage: Eukaryota; Metazoa; Chordata; Actinopteri; Cypriniformes; Cyprinidae. The coding region runs from base 1 to 951 and encodes 316 amino acids. Gene Ontology annotation, biological process: G protein-coupled receptor signaling pathway. The record is from RefSeq and is a predicted model, not a curated record. Gene Ontology annotation, molecular function: olfactory receptor activity; G protein-coupled receptor activity. The transcript has a single exon. Gene Ontology annotation, cellular component: membrane.